GUGGUCAGAAUCCCCAGCGACUCCCACCUCCGCCUUCCUUCCUACGCUAACCUGCUGACUCUCUCUCUCUACCCCUCUCUCUCUACCCGCCUCCUCCUCCGCAGAAAACCCUAGGCGAUCGGAGGACGAUGGUGUUCUACUUCAAGGCCCGUCCGGAGGCGGGGGACUACACCAUCUUCAUGGGCCUCGACAAGUACGAGAACGAGGAGCUCAUCAAGUACGGCUUCCCCGAGGACAUCUGGUUCCAUGUUGACAAAAUGUCCUCUGCUCAUGUAUAUCUGAGAAUGCACAAAUGUCAGACAAUUGAUGAUAUUAGUGAAGGUGUGCUGGAGGACUGCGCUCAGCUUGUCAAAGCAAAUUCUAUCCAAGGCAACAAGGUGAACAAUGUCGAUGUCGUUUAUACUCCUUGGGCAAAUCUGAAGAAAACAGCAUCCAUGGAUGUUGGUCAAGUUGGUUUCCACAGUUCAAAAAUGGUUCGCACUGUGAGAGUUGAGAAACGGCUUAAUGACGUUGUCAAUAGACUGAAUCGGACAAAAGUGGAAAGGAAACCUGACUUAAAAGCUGAGCGUGAGGCAGUCAAUGCAGCUGAAAGAGCGGAAAGAAAGCUACAGCUAAGAGAUAAAAAACGACGGGAGGAAAUGGAUAGGAUGGAAAAAGAGAGGCAGGCAGAACUAAGGAGCUACAAGGGUUUGAUGGUUGCUGAAAAUAUGACAUCUAAUAAGCAAAUUGCCUCUGCAAGCAAGUCUUUACAGGAACUGGAGGACGACUUCAUGUGAGAAUGUUUUACUGCAUUGUGGUCAGCGGUUGUUUGCUCUCAACAAGGGAAUUUAGUCGUUCAGCUAUGAUCCUAGGCCAGAAGGAGUCUUUCUUCAAAGAUGAAUGAUCUCCAUCCUUUAACCAUUCAUUUCCCUACCAUAUGGAACUAGCUACUGUGGAUGAUAGUAAAAUGCUGGGUGCACUCGGGACAGAGAGGAAGUGUUUGGAUUCAGAAAGGCUUAAGUGAUUUUAUGAGAUGUGUCCUAUGGAGAUUCUAACAGAUACAACUUUGUCGAUCUUUUGUGGAUUGAAUAUUUAAGUUGUAGAACUUGAUGAGACAUCAUCUUGUGCUGUGUCGUCCUGCAAGUUGUAUGGAAAGAGUCUUUGUUGAAUCGUAAUUUUUUCAUAUUCUCUUUUAGCCCUUAAACUGCUUA
This is a messenger RNA of Eucalyptus grandis, 1190 nucleotides long. Its product is annotated as coiled-coil domain-containing protein 25. The coding region runs from base 129 to 776 and encodes 215 amino acids. The record is from RefSeq and is a predicted model, not a curated record. The transcript has 6 exons. NCBI's taxonomy places the organism in Eukaryota, Viridiplantae, Streptophyta, Magnoliopsida, Myrtales, Myrtaceae.